This is a messenger RNA of Benincasa hispida (wax gourd), 1648 nucleotides long. RefSeq names its product 4-(cytidine 5'-phospho)-2-C-methyl-D-erithritol kinase (gene CDPMEK). The record is from RefSeq and is a predicted model, not a curated record. Gene Ontology annotation, biological process: terpenoid biosynthetic process. Lineage: Eukaryota; Viridiplantae; Streptophyta; Magnoliopsida; Cucurbitales; Cucurbitaceae. Gene Ontology annotation, molecular function: 4-(cytidine 5'-diphospho)-2-C-methyl-D-erythritol kinase activity; ATP binding. Gene Ontology annotation, cellular component: chloroplast.
GGAAGCUGACUGGGAUGCCAAAAAAACCCUGAAUACAGCUAUAUAUAUAUAUAUACACAAGUUACUUCCCAAAAUACCAUGAAAAAAUCUCAACCCCUCAUGCGAAAACUUCAAUUUCCGUCUUAAUUUUGCUCGAAAUUCUUCAAUUUCUCAUUUCUGAUCAUCUGUGUCCGUAGCCAGUGAAGAAUCUUGUACUCGUCAAUGGCUUCCUGCAAUAUCCCUUGCAGUUCGCAGCUCCAAUUUCACUCCAUUUCUUUUAGAAAGAAUUUCGUUUUCAAUUCACAUAGUUCUCACCGGUCACCCGCUUUUGCCUCGAGGUUGAAGGAACAAAGGGCCAUUACAUGCAAUUCCACCGCUUCCAAACAACAAUUUGAGAUAGUUUAUGAUCCUGAUGAAAGGAUAAACAAAUUAGCCGAUGAAGUGGACCGGGAUGCUCCUCUUUCGAGGCUUACUCUGUUUUCACCUUGCAAGAUUAAUGUUUUCUUGAGAAUAACCAAGAAGAGGGAAGAUGGAUAUCAUGAUUUGGCAUCUCUAUUUCAUGUGAUAAGCUUAGGGGAUACUAUUAAAUUCUCUAUGUCGCCAUCGAAGAAGGAUCGUCUUUCUACCAAUGUAUCAGGGGUGCCUCUUGAUGAUAGGAAUUUGAUUAUCAAGGCUCUUAACCUCUACAGGAAAAAGACCGGCAGUGACAAAUUUUUCUGGAUCCAUCUCGACAAAAAAGUACCUACUGGAGCAGGGCUUGGUGGAGGAAGCAGUAACGCUGCAACUGCUCUGUGGGCAGCCAAUCAGUUCAGUGGAUGUUUUGCUACUGAAAAGGACCUUCAAGAAUGGUCAGGCGAGAUUGGAUCUGAUAUUCCCUUCUUUUUCUCGGAAGGGGCAGCCUUUUGCACUGGGAGAGGUGAGGUUGUACAGAAUCUUCCACCUCCAGUACCAUUGGAUGUUCCUAUGGUUCUCAUAAAACCCCAGGAAGCAUGCUCUACAGCAGAAGUUUAUAAGCGCUUACGUUUGGAUCAAACAAGCAACGUCGAUCCUUUAACGUUGUUGGAUAAAAUCACAAAGAAUGGAAUAUCCCAAGAUGUGUGUAUCAACGAUUUGGAAGCUCCUGCUUUUGAGGUCCUCCCGUCUCUUAAAAGAUUGAAACAACGUAUAAUUUCUGCCAGCCGUGGAGAAUUCGAUGCCGUAUUUAUGUCCGGGAGUGGUAGCACAAUCGUAGGGAUUGGGUCCCCAGAUCCUCCAGGCUUCAUAUAUAAUGACGAUGAAUUCCAGGACGUAUUUUUGGCAGAGGCCAACUUUCUUACUCGUGAAGCAAAUCAAUGGUAUCAAGAACCUGCUUCGGCAUCGGCUUCUAGUCCACCUUUCGAGCAUCCUGAAUCAGCUAGAUAGCUUCCUCCUCGGAAUGAAAGAGGUUCAGCUUAUGUUUCCUGUUGUUGUGAGAAUUUCUGUAACCACAGUUCAAACUACAUCCUCCAUUGAUGAACUUGGGAGGUGAUCUCGAGUUCUCUCUGUGGCCACCAACCUUUAAUCUUUGGUCUCUCAAAAAAACCAUGACCAAAGAGUGCAAAAUUUGGUAGUGAAAAUGUCAAAAGCAUGAAUAUAAGCAAUGAUAAUAAUCUUACAAAUCUUAAAUCAAAUUUUAUUUAUUAACUUGUAA